UCUGUCAUCCAUACCGAUCGCGAUACGACGCUCUACGAAUUCAUCGUUCCCUCGUACACGCGAUGUGGAACUACGUGCUGUUCUCGAGCCUGGUGUUAAUCGUCUCGUUACUAUACCAUUGUUAUUUCAACAGCCCGCUCAGCAUUAUCGAGCACCCUAACACGCAUUACGAUUAUAUAAUCGUUGGUGCUGGAACUGCUGGCUGCGUGGUGGCAUUAAGACUUUCCGAGGCUUUAAACGUUACGGUGCUGUUGGUCGAAGCUGGAGGAUAUUUUGGAUGGGUCUCGAGUGUCCCAAUUCUGGCACCGGUCAUGCAAGGGACCGAAGUAGAUUGGUCCUUCUCGACGGAGCCUCAAAUGUUCUCCUCCAGAGGAUUUUGGAAUCACAUACAAAAAGUGCCACAAGGCAAAGGGUUGGGCGGAAGCGGGCAGAUGAACCACCUGGUUCACUCCUUCGGAAGGUCAGAAGACUACAAAGCUUGGCCGAAGGGUUGGUCGCACGCCGAUUUACUUCCGUACUUUAAAAAGGUGUCCGAUAUUAUGAACGUAAUGUCCAGCCCGGAGAAAGAAUAUUUGGCGGAAGCUUUCCUCGUGGCGGAAGAAUCGCUGAAGUUGAAUAAUGUGACUCUACAAAGAGGCUUGUACACGACUAAAAGAGGAUCACGAUGGAGCACGUUCGACGCGCACUUGCAAAAUGCCUGGAACAGAAUAAACUUGCAUAUCUUGACGAACACGUUGGUUUCAAAAAUACUUUUCAAAGAGAACUUAAACGUGGACGGGAUCAAGGUGAUUUACAAAGAUGGAUUGAUGAGAAAGAUCUUCGCUAGGAAAGAGGUGAUUCUUUGCGCCGGUACUAUCAAUACUCCUCAAUUACUUUUACUCUCGGGCAUCGGACCGGCCGAAGAUCUUGACAAAUUUCAGAUACCAGUGGUGAGCAAUGUUUCGGAAGUGGGUAAGAAUCUGUUCGACCAUUUUAUGCUUCCGGUGUACGUUAAUCUCGAGGCAAAAGUGAGCAUAACUUUAGUAAAGCUACAAACUCUUCCCGAAGUGCUCAAUUACUUCAUCUUUGGAAGAGGAUGGUAUGCAACCAAUGGUAUAAUGGCGAUCGGUCGCGUGAAUAACAGUGGACUGAUGCUGUUUGGACUCGGCACUACCGAUGAGAGGAUGCUAAAGCCCUUAUCUAAUUACAGAACUGAGCCUUUUAGAUCGCUCUAUCCAUCCUACAAGAACAACUCUCAAGAAGGUUUCCUCUUCCUUACGUAUUGUUUACAACCAAAAAGUCGUGGCACAGUUACAUUGAGAUCAACCAAGAUUCGUAUUCAACCAAAGAUCGAUCCUGCCUACCUUGAGCAUUACGACGACAUUCUGUGCACCCACGAAGCGAUAAACUUUGCGAUUCGAGUGAUCGAAACGAAACAAUUCCGUGAAUAUGGCGCGAAGGUUCAUUACCCUGAUCUAGAAGAAUGUCGACACUUGCCACAGGACUACAGGGACAUUGAAUACUCUGAAUGUGUAAUGAGAGUCGGUGCCCUUUCGAGUCAUCACGUAGGUGGCACCUGCAAGAUGGGUGUCGAUGAUCAUUCGGUUGUUGAUGAAAAUCUACGUGUGAGAGGCGUAAACGGACUUAGAAUAAUAGAUGCCAGCGUGAUACCGUCUCCCAUUUCCGGUAAUCCAAACUCCGUUCUAAUCGCCAUGGCGGAACGAGCGAGCGAUUUGAUCAUUGGUCGCACAGGCUAGAAAAAUGAAUGAAUCAUAAUUUAAAUAAAAUACAAAUACACAAUUUUGAAAA
Osmia bicornis bicornis is the source of this 1788-nucleotide messenger RNA. It is a transcript of the gene ninaG, whose product is annotated as neither inactivation nor afterpotential protein G. Lineage: Eukaryota; Metazoa; Arthropoda; Insecta; Hymenoptera; Megachilidae. Bases 63 to 1736 code for a protein of 557 amino acids. The transcript has 9 exons. Gene Ontology annotation, molecular function: flavin adenine dinucleotide binding; oxidoreductase activity, acting on CH-OH group of donors. The record is from RefSeq and is a predicted model, not a curated record.